Molecule: messenger RNA, 4656 nt
Organism: Tribolium madens (black flour beetle)
Lineage: Eukaryota; Metazoa; Arthropoda; Insecta; Coleoptera; Tenebrionidae
Product: UHRF1-binding protein 1
Exons: 15
Coding region: 166-4143 (1325 amino acids)
Source: RefSeq, a predicted model, not a curated record
AUGACUUGAAUGUCAAAAAAUCCUAGGACUUCUCCCAAGUGCGGUCCGGUUGUGUAUUUCUAAUUAAAUUAAUUUAUUAAUUAAUUCACCGUCGAAUUCCUUCUAGUCAUGUAAAAAUUACCUAAAAUUCGUAUCCUCGUAGUUGUAGUCGUAGUUAUUUAAAAAAUGGUGUCUAUCAUAAAAAACCAACUGUUGAAACAUCUUUCACGGUUUACGAAAAAUUUAUCGGCUGAUAAAAUCAAUUUAAGCACCUUUAAAGGUGAAGGCGAACUGUCAAACUUGGAAUUGAACGAAAUCGUUUUGACUGAUUUACUGGAAUUGCCGUCAUGGUUGCGUCUUACAAAAGCCUGGUGCAAUAAAGUCACUUUCCGCAUUCCUUGGACGAAACUAAAAAGCGUCCCAAUCCACUUAAGCCUUGAUGAAGUUAAUGUAACAGUAGAAACGUGCGAGGAGUUGCGCUCGAUGUCGGCCCAAGGGGGGCUUUCAUCGUACGCAAUUCCUGGCAAAUAUAGCUUCAUUCAUAAAGUUAUAGAUGGGAUUACAGUGACGGUAAACACGGUCAAUGUUUUAUUCAACAGCCCCGCUUUCACGGCAAGUGUUCAGUUGUCCAGAAUUGUAGUGGAAUCAAAGAGCCCCAAAUGGGCAAAAAGUGAUUUAAGAAUGACAAGACUUAAGGAUGGGGAGAAGGGACAGUUAUUGAUUUUUAAAGAAUUGGAGUGGCAAACGGUACGAAUCGAGGCUAAAUCUACAAUUGAUAAAAAUUUAACGCCCUUGAGACUUCUGACCAAUCAAGCGCGAUGUCGGAUCGUUAUCAAGAAACGACUUUCAGACUGUUCUAUAAUGGGUUCACGCCUUGUCAUAAUCCUUGAUGACUUACUCUGGGUCUUAACUGACUCUCAAUUAAAAGCAGCGCUUCAUUUCCUUGACUCUCUAGCUGGACUUGUCCAAAAAGCGACUCAAAUCUCUCGCAAAGCCAAAGCCGCGCGAAAGCUCGAGGAAUUCCCCGAAUAUCACGCUCAAUUGGCUCAAGAAGCCCGUUCAAAAGGCUCCACCAAACCCAACAUUUUCACUUAUUACGAUGUCAUUGAAACUUCUUACCACUUCUUAUCAAAUCAGAUUGUUUUGCAUUUGUGUGACGAUCCGGGUGCAGGCCGGUCUGCACACCCCAAUUUGAAAGAUGGGGGUGCUCUUCAAAUCGCAGUCAAGAGGUUCCAGAUUGAUUUCUACCCUUAUCAUUUAGCCAAAGGCAAUCGCAAACAUUGGCCCAAAUAUAACGAUACUGCAGUCCCCCACACCAUAUGGCAAGAGCAGGCGUUGCAAGCUUUCAAAACGAAAUUUUUCGACCUGAUUGAUCGGAAUAAAAUGCAACAUACGCCGUUAAGUCGCGCAAGAAAAAUGAGAAACGAAAGCGAUGGCCGUGUGGAGUUUGACAACGUACCCCCAGUUCGAGGUUAUUCAUUUCCCAGUGCUCCGGAGUCUCCUGUUGACGUCAGGAAACCCCCAAGUCCCAGUCAGAAGGAAGUGAAGCAUAGGAUUGAAUUACAAUUGAAUAAAAUGAUGACGACUUGUGUUAUAAUGAGAAUCGAGGAUUUUACGUUGUAUAAGGUGACGACGUCCGGGAGAAAGCAGGCGUUAAAAGAGUUUAUUGCCGCUCAGCAUAAAAGGAAAGAUAAGAAUACGCCGGCAGGCGAUCGUGAUCAUAUGACCUUACCAAAAGAUGCGAGUAUCGUUCAUGCCGAGUUUAUUUAUUAUUAUUAUCCGAGUGACAUCCCAUUUCCGUUGCCUCCCCCCAAAUUUUACGUACACUUAAACCCCGUCCAGAUCGUCUUCGACGUCGACUCCUGCCUCUGGCUCAACUCUUUCGGUCUAAACCUCUACCAAUCUCUAAUGUCGUCCAAACAGCCAAGUGCCGCUUCUAACUACACUUAUGUCGAUGUGAAAAUUGAAGCGAUUCUCCCACGGAUCAACUUCGAGAGUACCAUCGACUACCCCAAUCAACGAGACCGCCCUAAAACGCUUAGUUUUCAAGUCACACGAGUCAACAUUACGAACGUGAGGAGUCUUGAACAGUCAUCCAGGGCCGACUUGGCCAAAUGCGUCGAUUCGUUUCAUAUGGGGUCUCUGUUUUUCGGCUCGGAUUUUCCAUCACAACCCGCGGAUUUCUAUGUCGUAACUCAAAAAUUUUUAGACCAUAUUUCCGCAAACGAUAAUAUACGAAGUGUGCCGAACGAGCUCGACGUGUCAUCGCUUGAAGCUUUAGUCGAACAAUUGAGUCGUGAAUUGCUAUGGACUGAGGCGAAAGACGUGUGGUGUGUGAACCUUGACCCCGUGUGGGGCGACUUUCUGGGCGCUCGGGCUGUGGGUGCAGCCAAACCUGUCCCCUUUCUGGACGCUGUACCUGUUACAGUCUGGCUACACACACAUAUGGACCCAAAUUCAACCAUCAAAGUUGAGAAAAAUAUGGCGAAUGCGGACAUACAUGCCCUGGCCCAGAUCUCAAAUCUAGUGAGCGUGCAACUCAAUCAUUAUCAAUAUUUAUUUUUGCUAAGACUCGCCGAAGAUGCAUCCGAAAUGGUUACCUUCCUGUCAAUUGAUUCUAAUCGGAUUUUGAAGGUUGAGAGUAGUGGGAGUGUUGCUGUGGGAGCGCUCAUACCCCAGUUAGAAGUGACGUUUGUUAUGCCGUCUCAGUGCCCAGGUAAAGAGUCUUCAGGAGGCGAUGUGGAGUCUUUCGUACCCGAUUCUUCGAGUAUUGCUGAUGACGUAAAUGUGGGGUCAACGGCGACAGUAUGGCAGACUAGUACACUCUCCAUCCACCAAGAUGGCGCUAUUAGAAAAAACAUGGCAAAUGGUUCGGGUCAGAUCGAGUUAAAUCGAAGUUACUCGAUGGAAUUUCCUCAGAGUAGUCCCGAAAUAAAAAAAGCGAAUCAGUUUGCCAACAUUAACAUACAAAAUAAUGUCAAUGCGGGUUUGUCUACAGUGAAGAAAGGUUUUGCCAACUUUAUGUCAUCACUAGAUAGCGCACUCAAACCAAGUCCUGAUGAUGUUAGUGAUACGGCGUCAAUCCGUAGUGACGCUUCUAGUGACAGUGAAAAUUAUGUUAUGAUAAGUAUGGAAACAUCAGAUGCGGCCAUUUCCGACUUGAUGUUUAAUGUGAAAGAAUUUUCGUUAGAAAAUUCGGGUCCAGUGGAAAUAGCCAGUGAAGUGAUGGAAGACGAGAGCACCAUUACUACCACUAGUGAUCACUCAAUGACUAGUAGUUGUAGGAGAAAAGAUUUGAUUUCAGUUGCCACAUUUAAAUUAAAUAAAGUUGAGUUUUUGCAACAAUCCAUGGGUUAUUCGUCUUCCAUUAAAGUGCAAGUUGGCAAUAUCACUUGCGAGGAUUGUAGUUCGAUUCCUUGGGACGAGUUUCAGGCUAAAAUGAAGAGCAAAUUCAACUCGCGGGCCCGCGCCUGGACUGACAACUCCACAAACAACACAACAUCUCCAAAAGUCAAACUUCGUCUUGACCACACUCUAACUCUCCCCAGCUCCAAAUCGAUGAUGCAACUGGAUUUCCGAGAUCGGGACAACUUGAAAAAACUCUUUCGAGAUUUACUAAUUAUUAAAGUCUCCGAUUUGUAUUUGGAUUUGAAUACGAGUACUGUGACGGGAUUGGCGGACUUGGCCGAGGACGAAAUAGUUCCAAUCCCGAUCCCUAUGCAAAUCUCACUGGAUAAUGUACAACUACACCUCAACGAAGAUCGUCCCCCGGUCAACAUAACGUCCCCAGGCCCCAUUCCUAUUGAUGUAAAUGUAACUCAGUUGUAUAUAAUGAGGUCUACGGAUGGCGUUUUCAAUAUUUUGCCCCACAAACCGAACGAAUUGUCUUCGAGUUCGUCCCUGGCUUCAGACCAGGACCAGAAAUUGAGUCGCUUGACCUCUGAUAACGAGGAAUUGAGGCGUCGUUUGGCGGCAUUCGAGCGUGUGUCGGAAGAGAAUCGCUCGUUGAGGAAAUCCGAGGAGGAAACGUCAGUUUUAAGGUCGUGCCUAGUCUCGGCACAAGACGAAGUAGCGCGACUUUUAGACGAGAAAAAUAAAUUAUUGGAGGAGGUAAAACAGUUGAAAAUUCAGAUGACGAAUAGGCAAUUGAGCGGCAAAAGAUAGCAAUGCUGUUUUGACUGCACAAACUGCUGCUCUAAUGUUAAAAAGACUUAGGGGUAGUUUAGUCAGUCGUUAUUAGUUAAGUGUGAGUAGUUUAGCGCUUUAUUGAAGGCUUGAUGUUUAUUCAAACUUGUUUUUGGCACAAAGAAGGGUAAACUUGCAAUAAUUACGUUGAUAUUUACUUUAUUUUGUGCUGUGACGUAAUUUUAAGUGUAAAUAUAUUUCUGGUCAUGUAAAUAAAAUCGCUUGGAUUGAUAUAAAUGCCAAAGAACGUUUGAAUAAUUGUUCUUCACUCAUAUAUUUCUUCCAUCCACUUUAAUUAGAAUUGUAACACUUUUUAGAGACUGGGUUUCAUUAUUGUUAUAUAAAGACGCUAUAUUUAGUGACAAAUUUUAUUAUAGAUUGUUUUUAGUACCAUUUUUUUUAUUAUUUAAAAGUACUUAGAAUUUUAUCUAUGUUAUAAAUAAUGAUAUUGAUACAAACUGCAAAAUGUUUCAAUAAAUUGUUUUCGCAUCA